AUGAUGAGCGACCACGUGGAGGUGCUGGGCCCACCACCGCCCAAUGUGGAGAAAAGCCAAACGAUGUACCAUAACAUCAGGCCAAACGUCCCUGAGGAGUUCCGAGACGAUCCACUGUACGCAAAAGCGAGUGCGCAAGACCACCUGGAUGCCAAAGCAGCCAAGCAGGCACGCCGAGACCACCGCGCGGCCAUGGUAGUGGCAGCGAAAGCGAAUCAGGACCGUCGUGGGCGCGAAGACGUCGGGCUAAGCGCCGAGGAAGCGCCUGCAAAGAAGAGGAAGGCCCCAAAGAAGUAA
Molecule: messenger RNA, 297 nt
Organism: Phytophthora nicotianae INRA-310
Lineage: Eukaryota; Oomycota; Peronosporomycetes; Peronosporales; Peronosporaceae
Exons: 1
Coding region: 1-297 (98 amino acids)
Source: RefSeq, a predicted model, not a curated record